AUGGCGGUGCGGAGCCGCGGCGCUUGGCGGCGGCUGCUGCUGCUGCUGCUCCUGGCCGGCUCCGCCGCCAGCCCGGCGGAGGAGGGCGGCGGGCGGCGGGAGGCGGGCGGCGGGGAGCACGGCGAGGAGGCGGCGCGGUCUCAUCACGACUCCUCGUACGGCACCUUCGCCAGCGAGUUCUACGACCUGCGCUACCUCUCCGAGGAAGGUUACCCUUUCCCUACUGCUCCUCCUGUGGAUCCAUUUGCAAAGAUCAGAGUAGAUGACUGUGGAAAAACCAAGGGAUGCUUCAGGUACGGUAAACCUGGAUGCAAUGCGGAGACUUGUGACUACUUUCUAAGUUACCGUAGAAUAGGAGCUGAUGUUGAAUUUGAGUUGAGUGCCGAUACUGAUGGCUGGGUGGCGGUGGGAUUUUCCUCAGACAAGAAAAUGGGAGGAGAUGAUGUCAUGGCUUGUGUUCAUGAUGAUAAUGGAAGAGUCCGAAUACAUCACUUCUAUAAUGUCGGUCAGUGGGCCAAAGAAAUCCAGAGGAAUCCUGCUAGAGAUGAAGAAGGGGUUUUUGAAAACAAUCGUGUGACAUGUCGAUUCAAGCGUCCGGUGUAUGUUCCCCGAGAGGAAACCAUUGUAGAUCUGCACUUGAGUUGGUACUAUCUGUUUGCUUGGGGUCCAGCAAUUCAAGGUUCUAUAACCCGUCAUGAUAUAGACUCACCACCUGUAUCAGAGCACGUUGUCAGUAUUUACAAGUAUGAAGAUAUUUUCAUGCCAUCAGCUGCCUACCAGACCUUCUCUUCUCCAUUCUGCUUGCUCCUCAUUGUUGCACUGACCUUUUAUUUAUUGAUGGGAACUCCAUGA
Melopsittacus undulatus (budgerigar) is the source of this 852-nucleotide messenger RNA. RefSeq names its product ferric chelate reductase 1 like (gene FRRS1L). The record is from RefSeq and is a predicted model, not a curated record. Gene Ontology annotation, biological process: regulation of glutamate receptor signaling pathway; regulation of postsynaptic membrane neurotransmitter receptor levels. The coding region runs from base 1 to 852 and encodes 283 amino acids. The transcript is spliced from 5 exons. Lineage: Eukaryota; Metazoa; Chordata; Aves; Psittaciformes; Psittaculidae.